AUGUCCGUCGCGUCCACGAGCGCGGCGGCGAAGGGGCGAACGCUCGUGUGGUUUCGAAAAGCGCUGCGAGUGCACGACAAUCCGGCGUUGUCGCGGGGAACUCUGCACGCGACGGCGUGCCAACCGGUGUUCGUGCUCGAUCCGUGGUUUUGUCAACCCUCCAGAGUCGGGGCGAACCGGAUGCGUUUCUUGUUGCAGUCGUUGAGAGAUUUGGACGCGCAGCUCCGCGCGCGCGGGAGUUCGUUGUUGGUCUUACACGGCGAACCGAGAGUGGUCUUACCUCGUGCGUGUAAGAAGUGGCGCGUGGAUUCGGUGACGUGGGAGCAUGAUAUCGAACCGUACGCGAAGAUCAGAGACGCGGCGGUGCGAGGGGCGCUGGAGAGAGCGGGUGUGGAGUGUCACGCGGCGAGCGGACACACGCUGUACGACGUGGACGAAAUGUUGGAGAAAUGUAAGGGGGCGCCGCCGACGACGUAUCAGGGAUUCUUCAAGAUUGUAGAUAAGAUGGGCGCACCGAAUGCACCUAUAGAUGCCAUGGAGAAGAUGCCCGGGUCGUUCGCGUCGAGCGAUGAAGAGACCAAGGCGCUCGUGCAGGGCGUCGCUGACGCGUACGGCAUUCCGACGCUGGAGGAUCUGGGAUACGAGCCGCUGGGCGACGACGAGGGAUUCCCAGGCGUCGGCGGCGAGACGGAGGGUUUGCGUCGUCUUCGCUUGAUGCUCGCUCGUAAAGAAUGGAUCGGUCAAUUUGAAAAGCCGAGCACAAAUCCCACGACGCGUUUCCACGGUUUGUCGCAAUCCGGCAAGACGAAACCGAAGAGUCCGUUUGAAAUCGCCGCCGGCCGCUCGAAAGAUGGCGACGCGUCGACGAGUGGCGCAGAGGCGCUGAUGAUUCCAUCCACGACCGCGCUCAGUCCGUACAUGAAGUUCGGGUGCGUCUCCCCGCGAGUGUUCUACCACGAGCUCACCGCGGUGUACAAGGAAUUGGAGGGAAAGCACUCGAAACCGCCGACGAGUCUCAUGGGUCAGUUGAUGUGGCGUGAGUUCUACUACCUCGUCGCCGCGGGAACGAAGAACUUUGAUAAGAUGGAGGGUAACGCGAUAUGCCGACAGAUACCGUGGAAAAAAGACCGCGAGCUCUUCGCCGCGUGGGAGAACGCCCAGACGGGUUUCCCUUGGAUCGACGCCGCGAUGACGCAACUUCGACGAGAGGGAUGGCUCCAUCACCUCGCCCGUCACGCCGUCGCGUGCUUCCUCACCCGAGGCGAUCUAUUCAUCCACUGGGAGUGGGGUCGCGACGCGUUCGAUCGCGAUCUCGUGGAUGCGGACUGGGCGCUGAACAACGGCAACUGGAUGUGGCUCUCGUGUUCCGCCUUCUUCUACCAGUACUUCCGCGUGUACUCCCCGAUCGCUUUCGCGAAGAAGUACGACAAGGACGGCCAGUACGUCAGGCACUACUUACCGGUACUGAAAAACAUGCCCUCAAAGUACGUCUACGAACCCUGGCUCGCCCCCCUCGACGUGCAGAAGAAAGCCGGGUGCGUCGUCGGCGUCGACUACCCGGCGCCAAUCGUGGACCACUCCGCGGCGAGCAAGCGGUGCGUCGACGACAUCGCCACCGCGUACGCCGCUCACAAGGACGCCAACGCCGUGGCCGGGAAGAAGCGCAAGGCGAGUGAUUGA
This is a messenger RNA of Ostreococcus tauri, 1680 nucleotides long. Its product is annotated as DNA photolyase,FAD-binding/Cryptochrome,C-terminal. The record is from RefSeq and is a predicted model, not a curated record. The transcript has a single exon. Lineage: Eukaryota; Viridiplantae; Chlorophyta; Mamiellophyceae; Mamiellales; Bathycoccaceae. Gene Ontology annotation, molecular function: DNA binding; FAD binding. Gene Ontology annotation, biological process: circadian regulation of gene expression; entrainment of circadian clock by photoperiod. Gene Ontology annotation, cellular component: nucleus; cytoplasm. Bases 1 to 1680 code for a protein of 559 amino acids.